Molecule: messenger RNA, 1731 nt
Organism: Elephantulus edwardii (Cape elephant shrew)
Lineage: Eukaryota; Metazoa; Chordata; Mammalia; Macroscelidea; Macroscelididae
Gene: MLLT1
Product: myeloid/lymphoid or mixed-lineage leukemia (trithorax homolog, Drosophila); translocated to, 1
Exons: 12
Coding region: 1-1731 (576 amino acids)
Biological process (GO): regulation of DNA-templated transcription
Cellular component (GO): super elongation complex
Source: RefSeq, a predicted model, not a curated record
AUGCUUAGCGCACUGGCCUGCUGUCUGGAAAGGCUGGGGCUGUGGGUCCACGCGGAGACACCUCUGAAGAAGGCGUGCACCGUCCAGGUCAAGUUAGAGCUGGGACACCGCGCCCAACUUCGGAAGAAGCCCACCACCGAGGGCUUCACCCACGACUGGACGGUGUUCGUCCGUGGCCCCGAGCAGUGUGAGAUCCAGCACUUCGUGGAGAAGGUGGUCUUCUGGCUGCAUGACAGCUUCCCCAAGCCCAAACGCGUGUGCAAGGAGCCCCCCUACAAAGUGGAAGAGUCGGGAUAUGCUGGCUUCAUCAUGCCCAUCGAGGUGCACUUCAAAAACAAGGAGGAGCCAAGGAAGGUGUGCUUCACCUAUGACCUGUUCCUGAACCUGGAGGGCAACCCGCCAGUGAACCACCUCCGCUGCGAGAAGCUGACCUUCAACAACCCCACCUAUGAGUUCCGGUGCAAGCUGCUGAGGGCAGGCGGGGUGAUGGUAAUGCCUGAAGGAGAAACGGUGUCCAGGCCCAGCCCCGACUACCCCAUGUUACCCACAAUUCCACUCUCUGCCUUCUCUGACCCCAAGAAGACCAAACCAUCCCACAGCACCAAGGAUGCCAACAAGGAGAGCAGCAAGACCUCCAAACCGCACAAGGUGACCAAGGAGCACCGAGAGCGCCCUCGAAAGGACUCAGAGAGCAAGGGCGCCUCCAAGGAGCCAGAGCGCGAGCCUCCCAAGGCCUCCAAGGACGCCUCUCGCAAGCUGGGCGAGGGUCGGCCGCCCAAGGAGGAGAAGGCGCCGCCGCCCAAGGCCGCCUUCAAGGAGCCCAAGAUGGCCCUGAAGGAGACCAAGCUGGAGAGCCUGUCUCCCAAGGGGGGGCCCCCAGCCGCACCCCCGUCCAAGUCUUCCAGCAAGCGGCCUGCCCCCGCUGACUCGCCCAAGCCCAGUGCCAAAAAGCAGAAGAAGAGCAGCUCCAAGGGGUCCCGGAGCGCCCCGGGCACAUCCCCGCGCACCUCGUCUUCCUCCCUCUCGGACAAAAAGCCAGCCAAGGACAAGAGCAGCACCAAGGGGGAGAAGCUCAAGACCGAGAGUGAGCCCAAGGAGCCCAAGAAGGCGCUGGAGGUGGAGGAGUCCAACUCGGAGGACGAGGCCUCCUUCAAGUCAGAGUCGGCCCGGUCCAGCCCCUCCAGUUCCAGCUCCAGCGCAGACUCCAGCUCCGACUCAGACUUCGAGCCGUCCCAGAACCACAGUCAAGGCCCCCUGCGCUCCAUGGUGGAAGACCUGCAGUCAGAGGAGUCCGAUGAGGAUGACUCUUCAUCCGGUGAGGAAGCGGCGGUCAAGACGAACCCGGGCCGAGAUUCCAGGCUGAGCUUCAGUGACAGUGAGAGUGACAACAGUGCUGACUCCUGCGUGCCCAGCCGAGAGCCCCCGCCCCCACAGAAGCCACCCCCGCCCAGCAGCAAGGCAUCAGGCCGGAGGAGUCCCGAGUCCUGCAGCAAGCCUGAGAAGAUCCUUAAGAAGGGCACUUACGACAAGGCCUACACGGACGAGCUGGUGGAGCUGCACCGGAGGCUGAUGGCCCUGCGGGAGCGCAACGUGCUGCAGCAGAUUGUGAAUCUGAUAGAAGAGACGGGGCACUUCAAUGUCACCAACACCACCUUUGACUUCGACCUUUUCUCCCUGGAUGAGACCACCGUGCGCAAGCUGCAAAGCUACCUGGAGGCCGUGGCCACAUGA